Molecule: messenger RNA, 1608 nt
Organism: Plenodomus lingam JN3
Lineage: Eukaryota; Fungi; Ascomycota; Dothideomycetes; Pleosporales; Leptosphaeriaceae
Cellular component (GO): mitochondrion
Molecular function (GO): flavin adenine dinucleotide binding; acyl-CoA dehydrogenase activity
Source: RefSeq, a predicted model, not a curated record
AUGCAUCUCCAUUUGGUUUACAACUUCUGGCCUCUUGGGCAAAAAAGCACAUGGACUUGCAAUACGUCAUGGGCCUUGACAUGUGACAGGGGCCCAUCGGGCGCCUCCCCCAGACCGCCCGGGUGGAACGCGGCUUCAGCGCGGCUACCAAAGGAAGGCUGUCUGAUGCUGCCUCGGCUCAGCCGCAACGUUGCGGCCAACGGUAUUUUCUACCUUGCAUUCUACCUUGCAGCCCACAAUCUUUCUUUGCUACAAGGCCUCCUCUUUGCCAUUGCCAUUGCCAUCAGAUCAAUCAUGUCUUCCUUCUCGCGAUCACUACGACCCUUUGCGCGCGCUGCUGCCGCCCCGUCCCGCCCGCUUUCACGCGCCGCCCCGCGUGUCGCCCCGCAGACUCGAUGCCUCUCUGCAACGGCAAGACGGCCAGAAGCCGUUGACAUUUCCGACGUACCCCCAACGCCCAUCACGCACCUGUCCGAGACUGAGCAGCUGAUGGGCGAGUCUGUGUCCAAGUUUGCCAACGAUGUUGUUCUGCCCAAGGCACGAGAGAUGGAUGAAGCGGAGACGAUGGAUCCCGCUGUGGUCGAGCAGCUGUUCGAGCAGGGUCUCAUGGGCAUUGAGAUCCCAGAGACCUACGGCGGCUCAGGCAUGAACUUCACCUCGGCCAUCAUCGCCAUUGAGGAGCUCGCUCGCGUUGACCCCAGUGUCAGCGUACUGUGCGAUGUGCACAACACAUUGGUCAACACAGCCAUUAUCAAGUAUGGCUCCGAGCGCAUAAAGAAGGAGUGGCUGCCCAAGCUUGCCACCAACACGGUGGGCUCCUUUUGCCUGUCUGAGCCGGUUUCGGGCUCGGAUGCGUUUGCGCUUGCGACCAAGGCCACACGAACAGACAAUGGCUACAAGAUCAAUGGUAGCAAGAUGUGGAUCACAAACAGCAUGGAGGCGGGCUUCUUCAUCGUCUUCGCCAACCUCGAUCCCAGCAAAAAGUACAAGGGUAUCACGGCCUUCAUUGUGGAAAAGGGAACCAAGGGUUUCUCUAUUGCGAAGAAGGAGAAGAAGCUUGGUAUCAAGGCAAGUAGUACCUGUGUCAUCAACUUCGAUGAUGUCGAGAUCCCUAAAGAGAACUUGCUUGGCAACGAGUAUGAGGGCUACAAGUACGCCAUCGCGCUCUUGAACGAGGGACGGAUUGGCAUCGCCGCGCAAAUGACUGGUUUGGCGCUUGGUGCAUGGGAGAAUGCUGCGGGCUACGCAUGGAAUGAUCGCAAGCAGUUCGGCCAACUGGUAGGAGAGUUUCAGGGCAUGCAGCAUCAGUUAGCGCAAGCCUGGACGGAGAUCCAGGCCGCUCGUGCCCUCGUGUACAACGCAGCUCGCAAGAAGGAGGCUGGAGAAGACUUCGUCAUGGAUGCAGCCAUGGCCAAACUCUAUUCUUCACAGGUCGCUGGCAGAGUAUCGAGCUCGGCUGUGGAGUGGAUGGGCGGUAUGGGCUUUGUACGAGAGGGGCUUGCGGAAAAGUACUUUCGGGACAGCAAGAUUGGUGCCAUUUAUGAGGGAACGAGCAACAUCCAGUUGACAACGAUUGCGAAGCUCCUGCAGAAGCAGUAUACCAAGUAG